Molecule: messenger RNA, 5200 nt
Organism: Poecile atricapillus (Black-capped chickadee)
Lineage: Eukaryota; Metazoa; Chordata; Aves; Passeriformes; Paridae
Exons: 4
Coding region: 4137-4838 (233 amino acids)
Source: RefSeq, a predicted model, not a curated record
AAAGAAUCAAGACAGCAGUUCACACAUUGCCUAUGCUAGGAUAAGCAUCUAACUCACUGCAGGGGUAUAAUCUGGCACUCUUUUUAAGAAAUAUGCUCAUUUUGGGGGGUAUUACAAAAUCCUGAGAUCUUUAUUUUUUAGUCACAAGCAGUUGUGAAAUUGUUCAUAGUUGUUCUCUUGCCAUUUGAACUUUGUUCCAAGGCUAAUCUGAAUAAACAUGGGUUAUUUACCUGAUGGAAGAAAUCUGAUUGCAUUUCUGCAGGCCAUCCACACAUAACAAUUCCACUAACCUCAUCAAAAGCAGCUUCAGGGGAAAACAGAAAAGAGAAUUCUUGGAAUUGACAAGAAACAGUUAGUGUAUUGCAAAUACAAACAAAAGCCUAAGCGAAUUUUCCAAAUAAUGUUUCAUCCCAAAAACUGUUCCAGAGUAAUGGCUGACUGAGGAAAAGUCUCUGAACAAAGACAGCUAAUCACAAAAACUCAAAUGGGUGUUCAUCCACUCUCUUCUGUAUCGGUGCAGGUUAGCUCCUGCACUGGCCAGGGCACAGUACAGAGUUCCCAAGGUGUAAAUUCACACAUGGAUUCCCCAGAACCUGCUCUGACACGCUUUUUUUAACCUGUAGUAAAAUUAAGAGCAUCUUGCUCCAUUUAGUCCUCUGCUGAUAAUGUCUCUUCCCACCUAUGCAGUCAUUCCUAUGCCGUGGUACACCCGGGCACUGGGAAAAGCCUUAGGGUUUCUGACCAUCCAAACCAUCAAAUACCACAGAUGGCAGGAAAAUCACUCCAUUAAUUCCAGAACAUGAUUUAGGGAUGAAAGAUCACAGGUAUCAGAGCACUUUCCAGAAGGAAUUGCUGCCUGACACGUGUCUGUGCUCCUCAAGAUCAGCCAUAGUGAUUAUCAGUCUUGGGGAAAAUCUGACUCAGAGCACUUCUGGCAGGAGCUCUUCUCUCUGUUUCUCAGGUUUGUGCAUUCCAACAUUGAGCCAACCGAGAAAGAUCUCAUGGCAUAAUUCAAAUAUCAGAGCCAAAUGCAGCUCCUGAGACUGCUCUGUUCUGAAAAGGGUCAGAGUAGCAUUUUUCAGCUCUCUGAAAUUUAACCACUAAUUUAAUUUAGAAAAAAUACUCAUUUUUCACCGUGGCUGGGACUGCUUUUACUUCCUGCUCUUUCCAGCAAUCAUUUCCUGGUUCUCUCUACACCACACUGUGCUUCAAACUUCUGCUUUUGGAUCCCACAGCACUCAAACCCUUAACCCUUCAGACAAAGGCAGUGAGUACUCAAGACUGACUAUCAGAGCUCAGCUUGACUUUGUGGGGCUGGCACUAAGUAUUAUUUAUCUUUUCUUAAGCUGACUGCAUUCCAGUCAAAAAAAAUCCCUCCUAAACCCAGGCUUUUGUGGCUUGGGGUUGUUUGGAGUUUGUUUCUAAAAACACUAAGGACAGCAACAGGAGUCAGUUCCCAAAGGAGAGAUGGAUUCUGAGGUUAUGAACUAGGGAGGUGGAAAGAGAUGUUGCUGAAGCUGUAGGAAUAUCCACUGUGCUUAUCAUGAGAACAAAUGGCUGCUGUCUGUAAAGCUUAUUUACACCCUUUUCCUACAGUUUUAUUUCAACAUAUUCCAAAUGUAUUGAAUUAAACACAAUAAACAUGGGAGUUUGCCUCUCCUAUUACAUUUUCUUUUCUGCAGAAAACCAGGGCAGACAAACACUACACGAACAAAACAACACAUGGACGUAAUUUCAACCCUGCUUACCACACUCAUUCCUCUUGCUACUGAAAACAAAUCCACUUCCUCCUACCACCUUUCCCUGUUCCCAACCUGUCUCGGGCAGCUUCACAGCAGUUAUUCAGGAUCUUGUUCUGUGAACAGAAUAAUUAACUGAGAUAAGGAAAGUUUUCCCACCGAUUCCCCAGAGCUGAUCAUUACCAAGCACUGAGCUACUGGCAGUUAACACAAUGGGAAACCCCAAAUGCUGGUGCAGAACAAGUACCAAAGCAUCAGCUUUGCUCCAGAAUUCAUGUCCUGUUGUUGUUGGAAAUAAGGUUAAAGAUUAACCAUGCUAAAUUAAAAAAUAAGAGUAGAUUAUGCCAUUACUAACCAUUAACUGCCGUGCUACAAGGCAUAUCAAAUGAGAGGCUGAACUGACUAGCACAGCAAGUGAUCCAAAAAGUUGUUUUGUGGUUCUACUUAAAGUUUUUUUCCCAAUGUUUUAUAACUCCUAUAGCACAAGGUUGCCAUGUAAUUUCUUUCAGGUAAAGAAUCAGACGUGGGGAAGUUUAAAACAGAACAUCUGCUCCAGAGCCCUAAAGAAUAUUACCAUUAUUCCUAAAUUUAAGAGGAGGGUUUUCAUACAUAGAGGGCUCCCUCUUAACUUGAUAAUGUUAAGCUGCCUGUGAAAACUCAGGGUUUAGGGUGACUUCUGUGCACCCAGCAAAACACAACACAGAAGGAAAGGCAUCCAGCACCCAAAAACCCUUCUCUCCUGACCACACAUAUAUUCAGAGGAUGGGAAGCAAUCCAGCACCUGCCAAUGAAUAAAUCCAAAAGUCAAAUUCCAUACAGAACUGAAUCACUGAGUUGGAACUAGUCUUACCUAUAUUAAGGCCUUUCUUUUUAAUUAGUUUAUAGCACAAGAAACACAGGAGAUCAGUCCACUUUCUGCUAGAUACCUUCAUCUCCAGAAACCUCAGCACCCAUAAUAAUGUUGUAGAAGAGAUAAAACAAUAUAAUGACUGCAAGAGUGAUAGCUCUAAUAACACCUUUAAUUAAAAAUUAAUAGAUUCACACAUUAUUUACCUAGGCACCUUACAUUACAUGCAUAACAUGGGGAGAAGGAAAAGAGAAAAGUUAUUUAAUGAAACAUCUUCUCUAUUGUUUGUCCCUUCUGUUUUCCUACCUGGUUUGCUAAAUGGUGCCAUUUCAGUUGCAUAUUUUACUUAAUUACAAGCACAGAGGCUGGGGGCAAAGAGAAAGUGGCCAAAACACAGCUGACCUCUUAUGCUGAUGAAUUUUUGCCUGACUCUUCUUGUAUUACAUGUUAAAACAACUCCGUCAUAAAAUGACUACUCUGGUCUUUGUAUGUGAAUUUUUAAAGACUACUUAAGGUUUUCCAGGCCUUCAAUAAUUCUGAAGGCUGCAUUCAAAUAACACAUUGUCUAGCCAAGAGAGCUCCUACCUCUUGAUGUGUAUUGCACAUGGAUCCCUCAGGACAAAACUACAGUUCUGUUUGUAUUAGUCAAGAUUUAUCUCACUUCUCUGCCCUGAUUUUUUUCCAUGUUCUUUACAAAGUCCAUGCACUAAGAUUUCUUGUAGUUUUCUUACAGCAAGGGAAUGUUCUGAUGGAGUUCAUACAAAACUUUGGGCUGAGUAUCCAAACAGCCACAGGAGAUUUUUCACACUGAUUUAAAUGUAGGAAUUUUUAGAGCUUUAUUACUUGUACUAGUCCAUCUAAUGGAGAACAGAAAAGAAUGCACAUUAGCAGGAAGAUGCUACUGAGAGCAAGACACAAGCAUGUCUUAAGUUUGUCCUACUCUUCUUUCCAGCUGUUCCUAACACCAAACUUCACCUGCACCACCAUCCCCCAUGGAAUCAUGGUCCCAGCUCAAACCCUCACUCCACCGCUCCUGAUCCACCUUCAUUCGAUGCCGUCCCUUCUCCCUGUUCAAUCCCACAGCCAGUUUCAAUUCCCACAUGGGAUAUCCUACAGGCUCUGUCUCUCAUCGCACCUUCUGUCCCCAGCCUCCCACCUAAAGCACCACAAAUCACCCCAGCAGCCUAAGCUGAGGGAUAUUCACAAAUUUGUGCCUUUUCUGACCAAAAGCCUCUAUUAAGCAAAUAAAACCUAUGAUUUCUAAAGAUCUUUGUCCAGAAAUAGGGAGAAUUGCAGUCAGAAUAGGAAGUUCAACAUGAGCAACAACUGAAAGUGCCUGUCUGACAGUAUUGCAUGGAACUUUUGUUCCCCAGGUGAUCGAGGCAGCACCUUACAGAGAUGCAGUGAACAGUCCCUAACAGCAUCGCGUGUGCUCCUGGUUCAGGGCACAAUCCACGAGGAAACCCAGGCAGCCCCAACAUUAAUAAUACUCAUGUUUAUUUCACCGUAAACACUUUCGAUAUCCCCGUGAAGGCAGCGUCUGCUUGAAGAUGUCAGAACAGGCUGGGGCAGCAGAUAAACAGACACAAAGCCGCUCGGUCCCGGCACCCUCCUCCCUUCCCGAGCCUCCCUCGCACCCUGUCCCUGUGCCCAGCGCUCGCCGCUGCCUCAGCAGCUCGGCGGGGCCCUGCCAGGGCCGGAACCUGCCCAGAAUCUGUGCAAAACAAGCACUUUUGGGCCAAAGGAGCCGCCCCCGGCGCAGCCCCGCGGGAGCUCGCGGGUGUCGCGGAGAGGUUUUUUGGGAGCUGCUUGGCCGGCACGAGGGGCGCCAGGAGCUGUAUCCAGGUUCCUGCAGGAAUGCUGCUCUUGGACGUGCCUCCUGCUUCCCCACCUGUGAAAGAGAGCCCAAUUCUUACAUGUACCCACUCUGGCCAACGUUUCAGACCUCCAAAAUUCCAGGUGGUGGAUACCCACAAGUGCUAAAAACACCAGGGACUGCAUCAUUUCUGGUCAUCACAUCACUCAGCUGUGCAGUAUUGAGGAGACUUUGUGCAGAAGCAGAUCUGGGGGAUGGAAGGACUGAGAGUUGUCCUGCAGAGAAAGACUUGGGGAUACUGAUGGGUGAAAAAUUUGACAUGAGCCAGCAAUGUGAUCUUGCAGCCCACAUUUUCUGUCUCUACUCUGCACUGGUGAGACCUCAGCUGAAGGAAAAGCAAAUUUUCCCAGCCACUGGGUCUUUGGUGACAUUCUGACCAGAUAGAAGGAACCAUGUGAAAUGCGGGUGCUUUGCAGAUGAGCUCUGAAACCUCAAUAAACUGCAUUUCCCUUCCUGAGCUGCCUGGAUUUUUGACAUCUUUGGGCUUUGGAAGAAAAUGAGAGAUGCCAUGCUUUUCCCAUAUUUCAUAUGCAAAAAAGAGAAAAAUGAAGGCAUAACCCCUCCCCAUGAUUUAAGAAUAUUAAUAAUAUUUUAAAUACUAAUUUACAUUAAUGGUAAAUAUAUUACCUUUAUUCUCCUUUUUAUAUUUUAUUAAUUCAUAAUAUAUAUUUUAUAUGCUUGCAAAAUAUAUGUUUUAUUUUGUAUUUUGCUUAUAUUUAUUACGCUUUGUAUUUUUAU